AGGCGCCAAAUUGUUUUGCCAUGUCCGUAUGGUUUUGCUUACAUCGAUUAGCGCUCGCGUAUUGUACUUCCGGCAGUCUGCAUUUGGAGAAUUUUUUACCGUUUUGGUCCCUCCUCACAUUUGCGUUCUCCUCCUUGGCUUUUCCCCCCUCGCGUGACUUUAUAUGUUAACAUUUUUGCGUACUUCCUCGGGAAUUACUAUUUUGCAUCCAUUUUUAUGUUCCCAUUCUCCGUCGGUUUUUCUCCCCGCCGCGAGCCAUUUGAACAAUUUUUCGGCACAGUUUAGCCCUCUUUGUGCGGUCGAACGUAUGCAACGCCUCCCCCACCGUUCUUCCCCACCAAUAGAAUUGCAACGUUGCGCUAAGGACGAAUUCACCAUGCGAGGGAAACCCGAAUGCAGGCGUGCCGAAACAGAGUGACAACCCCGCGACUGCCACUUGAACGGAAGAGCGCAAAAUGGGGGAGCCACAGGAACCCCUGAAGUUCUCCGACUUCACCCUGUCCAAAUAUGGCAACAAGCGAAUCAGGAUAAACAAACCGGAUGGAGAUGUGAAAUAUUUGAUUUCCCGUUUUACGGACAAUCGGGAGAUUAGCAAGUUGGCCGGCCCGGUGACGUUCAUCUCCAAAGACCAGCAUGGCGAAAGCCCCGCGCCGAACGACAAAAACAACAACGCCUUCUAUUGGCUGCUAAAAAACCCGUCGAGCGAAAAGGCAAAGCCAAAUCACAAGCCGUACAUGUCCAAAAAGUGCAACAUGGACACGGAUGUAUUUUUUGUGCUAAUGGAAAAUGAAGAGUACUCGGAUAUUUACCCCAUCUCCAGUUGGCACGUCUUCGAACCGGACCUGUCGGCCAAAACGUUGAGCAAGUUUAACGUAGAUAAUAACCCGGAAGAAAAGCUAAAAGCAGAACAGAACAACAGAAGGUUAGAUGACAUUAUUGAAAGGCUAAAAAAUAAAGAAGAAGUUAUGAAGGUAAAUUCCAAAGUGAGAGAAGAAGGAAAUAAAAAAAAAAAAAAAAAAAAAAAAAUUAUAAAUUCAGACUCAUCUUAUUCAUCCGAUGAAGAUGACGAUUUAGGGUUAAAAAGACAAGAAAAAAAAAGAUUAAAAAAUUUAUACAAAUUAAGAAUGAGAGAAAAUCAGGACGAAAUUGAUUACGUCGAUUCUGCUCUCUCCAUCACGGCCUUAAGAAAAAGUAAAGUCAACUGGGAUUACAGCAAUGAUGGGAAGAAAAGCGAUGAUGAAGAUAUAAAUAUGGAGGACUCUGGGCAGGAAGAAUUUGAUGAUGAUGACAAUAAUGAUGAAAAUGAAGAUUCGGAAAACAACUCAGAUAAUGACCUCUCUCGAUUGACGACUUACGGACAGACUAUGAAGUCUCUGCUGAAGCAACAAGUGCAUGAUGAGGAGGAUGAUGAACUGAAGCAGUACUCCGAUGAUGAUGAGGAUGAUGAGGAUGACGACGAUGAAGAGGAGGAGGAGGAAGAUGGAGAGGAAGAGGAGAAUGACAAAGCUGAUGACGGAACUGUAAACAUGGCCAAGAAAAAUCUAGCCGCCAAAAAAAGAAUGCUAAAAAGAGAGGCACAGAAGAAGGUCAAAAAAGGUGGUGCCACGAACAGGCCGCAAAAGGAUAAGCGCCACGUACAAGAGGAUGACGAGGAGGAGGACGACGAUGAGGAGGACGAUGAGGAGGACGAUGAGGAGGAUGAAGACGAUUACCAGGGGGACAAAAAAAUCUCCCCAAACAAAAAGCAACCCCUGCAGAAUGCCAAAACUAACAGCAUCAACGAAUUCAUUAAGGAAAAAAUUAAAAACAAGGAACUACAAAUAAAGGAAGAAAACUGCGCGAAAAUUUUACUAAAGCUGAUUGAAAAAAACAAUGGCAGGAUGGACAUCUUGACUCUCCUAGACGUUUUAAACAUAAAGGAAAAAAACCAGAGCUUCCUAAUCGUCCAGAAGUGCAUAAAAAACCUGUGCAACAUUAGCUCGCAGACGGUUAACAACAAGAAGGUGAAGAUGGUAUCCGUGAAGCCGAGGUUUGCCCCCAAGAAGUAGCUGCUUCACGCGGUGACGUGGGUGGGCAGCCAGCCGAUUG
Messenger RNA from Plasmodium vivax (malaria parasite P. vivax), 2088 nucleotides. RefSeq lists its product as hypothetical. Bases 456 to 2048 code for a protein of 530 amino acids. Lineage: Eukaryota; Apicomplexa; Aconoidasida; Haemosporida; Plasmodiidae. The transcript has 2 exons. The record is from RefSeq and is a predicted model, not a curated record.